Messenger RNA from Trichechus manatus latirostris (Florida manatee), 6291 nucleotides. It is a transcript of the gene CD93, whose product is annotated as CD93 molecule. The transcript is spliced from 2 exons. The coding region runs from base 90 to 2045 and encodes 651 amino acids. The record is from RefSeq and is a predicted model, not a curated record. Gene Ontology annotation, biological process: cell migration. Gene Ontology annotation, cellular component: external side of plasma membrane; extracellular matrix. Lineage: Eukaryota; Metazoa; Chordata; Mammalia; Sirenia; Trichechidae. Gene Ontology annotation, molecular function: extracellular matrix binding; calcium ion binding; extracellular matrix protein binding.
UGCAGCCUUUGUGUCCUCUGCCCCAGAGAGGCCGUGGCCAAGCCCGUAGCUCCCACCUAAGCACAGCUGGGAGCCCAGAUUGCGACCGAAUGGCCACCUCCACUGGCAUGUCCUUGCUCCUGCUGCCGCUGCUGCUUCUGGGCUGGGCUGGCACUGGUGCCGUGGCCGAGGCCGUGGUGUGUGCGGGGACUGCCUGCUACACGGCCCACUGGGGCAAGCUGAGUGCGGACCAGGCCCAGGUUAACUGCAGCACCAACGGAGGCAACCUGGCCACAGUGAGGAGCGCUGAGGAGGCCCAGCGUGUCCAGCAGGCCCUAGCCCAGCUUCUUCGACCCGAGGCACCACUGACUACACGCACAGGCAAGUUCUGGAUUGGGCUCCAGCGGGACAAGGGCAAGUGCCUGGACAGCAACCUGCCGCUGAAGGGCUUCAGCUGGAUUGGUGGUGGGGGCGACACACCGUACACCAACUGGCAAAAGGAGCCCAAGAACACGUGCAUCUCCAAACGCUGCGUGUCCCUGCUGCUUGACCUGUCCCUGUCGCCCCCCACCGGCCGCCUCUCCAAGUGGGCUGAGGGCCCCUGCGGGAGCCCUAACUCCCCGGGAAGCAACAUCGAGGGCUUCGUGUGCAAGUUCAGCUUCGAAGGCAUGUGCCGGCCCCUUGCCCUGGGGGGUCCAGGCCAGGUUACCUACACCACCCCCUUCCAGGCUACCAGCUCCUCCCUGGAGGCCGUGCCCUUUGCCUCGAUGGCCAACGUGGCCUGUGGGGACGAGGGCAAGGAGGGGAGCCAUUAUUUCUUGUGCAAGAAGAAAGGCGCCGAUGUGUUUGACUGGGGCACCUCUGGCCCCCUCUGCGUCAGCUCCAAGCUAAGCUGCAGCUUCAACAAUGGGGGCUGCCAGCAGUACUGCUUUGAUGGGGGUGAGGGUUCCUUCCGCUGCGGUUGCCAGCCAGGGUUCCGGCUGAUGGACGACCUGGUGACCUGCACCUCCCGAAACCCCUGCAGCUCCAAUCCCUGCAGAGGGGUGGCCACAUGCAAGCCCGAUUCCCUCGGGAAAAGUUAUAGGUGCCACUGCCCCCCAGGCUACCAGCUAGACCCGAGUGAGCUGGACUGCAGGGACGUGGAUGAAUGUCAGGCCUCCCCCUGCGCCCAGGAGUGCAUCAACACCCCUGGGAGCUUCCGCUGCACCUGCUGGGUGGGCUAUGAACCUGAUGAGGGGACCUGCCGGGACUUGGAUGAGUGUGCCCCAGGCCGAAACCCCUGUGCCCAGGCCUGUACCAACACCGAUGGCUCCUUCCACUGCUCCUGUGAGGAGGGCUACAAGGUGGCUGGUGAGGAUGGCACCCAGUGCCAGGAUGUGGACGAGUGCACAGGCCAGGGGGCCGGCCCCUGCAGGGACCUGUGCUUCAAUGUGCCGGGCUCCUUCCGCUGUGGCUGCUUGCCAGGCUGGGAGCUGGCCCCCAAUGGGGUCUCCUGCAUCCUCGGCCACACGUCCCCUGGACCUCCCACAGAGGGACCUGCGCCCCCCACAGACAGACCUGCACCCCAGGGAGAGGGCCAAGGGAGCAUCGCCCCUUCUGCCAUAACAUCCAGUCCCCCCAGAGGCCCUGAGGACACUUCUGAGGAGGCACCCACCAUGGGGAGACCCUCCCUGCCCUCCAACAUCCUCUUCACCCAUGCCCCACCCAAGCUCCUGGCCUCCAGUGGGCCCCCCAGCAACAAGGUGGAGCCCAGCACCAGCCGCCCCACGGCUGCUGCUGGCCAUGCUGAGUCUGCAGACGGGGAUUCCAUGGCCAAACAAAAUGAAGGCAGCACCAAUGGGCAGAAACUGCUUCUAUUCUACAUCCUGGGCACUGUGGUGGCCAUCUUACUACUGCUGGCUCUCGCCCUGGGGCUACUGGUCUACCGCAAGCGGAAAGCAAAGAGGGCAGAGAAGAGGGAGAAAAACACCCCAAGCGCAGCUGACAGUUACUCCUGGGUUCCCGAGCGAGCUGAGAGCAGGGCUAAGAAGAAUGAGUACAGUCCAACGCCCGGGACAGACUGUUGACGGGAGAUGACCCCAGAUCCUUUCAGUGUCAGAUGACUGCCACCAUCCUCAGAUCCUGAAACACCCGACCAAAGCAGGACCUCGUCCUUCCCAAAGACUGGACUGGAAUCUUAGCAAACAGUUGUGAACUUUCUCCUCAAAAGGCUUCGCGCUUGGGCGUUUGCAGGCAUCUUCUGUGUGUGCUGUUGCUACGCAGCGGGGUGUCGUUUCGCGAACUGUGAAUGUUGACGGUGCUCACUCACUUCUCUUUUCAAACUGAAAUGUGACUGAUUUCACUUUUUGCAUUGAUUCAGGGUCCAGGGAUCAGAAGACCGGGGCUAAUGGGGCUCCUUUGUGCUGCGCCUCUGUUCACCUUCGUAGUCUGAAGAAGAAAAGGCAGUCUGCUAGUCAGGGCUCAGAUGACAGGCUCCUCCUAGCAGAAGAGAGACUAGGUCAAUUAACUGUUUAAUUGUAUUAACGAUGUUUUUUCUUUUUGUCAAAGGGAGAAUCUGGAGGACUGGAAAAUUUGUCUUUACUUUUACCAUUCUGCUUUUUGCCAUUCUUGAGUUCUGUACUGUUGAAACCCCAGAAUGGUCACAAGCACAGGGAAUGGCUCAGGAGCCAGGCAGGAGGCAGAUAGUUUAGAAAUCACACCUCCUAUUUCUUAAGUUUCUAAUAGUCUUGGUUUCUGUGUAAGUAAAGUUUGAAGAAAAAAAGAGGGAAAUGUUUGAAGUGAGUGAAAGGUAUUUUUGGAAAUGUGAUCUAAAGGGCUAGUGAGAGGGGCGGGAGAUUGUUUCACAAAGGUGAAUGCACGGACAUUAAAGCGAGUUAGGCCACUGGUGAGGGGAACAGGAAGAGGGAACAAACCAAAAGCAGCUUGUCUCUGAGCCAGGGCGGGCACCAAAACAGUGCCGAGCCUUCCGUCCCCACUCCCCAGCGCUGUGAUGUGCUGUGUUUUGAAAGCUGUUGUUAUAAAGCAUUUCAGCCUAGUUCGCCAUCGGUAUGCAUCCUGAGAAUGCUGAACCCUGAUUUCAGGGUGUCACACCACAGAGUUAGGGACUGGGCAUGUGGAAUGCCAUUACAGCAUUCUUCAAGGGGUUCUUAUCCUUCUAUUUAAAAAAGGGAGGGGCGGGAGAAAAAGGUUAAAAUCUUGUAACUUAAAAGCUGUCCCAAGCAAUGUCAACUCCUGUCCUCCUUGGUAAGUGCACACUUGCGCGGACUCCCUCCUACAAUGCGCGGUCCGUAGCUCUCUGGAGGCACAGUCCUGCCUGCUGGACACUACAAAGCAGCCCUUAGAGUUGCCGAGGGUCAGAGUGCUAGAAGUUUCCUGAGCAGCAGUUGGGGUCUCAGGUCACCUGGCGGCUUCUGCUCAUGUCCUGUCAGAGAAUGGACAGAGGGAAUGGGUCUCUUUCUAAGGACUCCAAAGUUUGUGCCUCUCAGAACAAAAAUGAUCUAAUUAUUCUGAUUUUGCUUUAGAAAUGCACCUGUCCUGGAGGUGGACCCUGGGACAGUUGAGUAAUGCCGUGGGUGCACCGCCUUUAGGGUUAAAGAAAUAUUCUUUUGCCAAUUUUGAAACGUAGAUGUUAUAGCUCAGUUUUUUGUUUUGUUUAAGAAAAUGAAAAACUGAAAUGAUGAAAAACUGAAAUGAUGAAAAAGAAAGAUUGAGGCUUUGCGGGGCUUAACAGGAUGUUCAGGACUUAUGCUUUCUAAAGUCAUCUAAUAUUCUUCAGUUUCCAGUUGGAAAACAAGGAUUUAACACUUGAGCAAAACAGAGAUUGUCAGUUUGGCACUACUUGGUGGGCACAAGACCCUCAAACUGAGGUUUGCACUCUGCUGUGUGGAAACCAACCAUCCAACCACUCAGCUAGUUUAAGAGCCUGAGCAGAUGGCUGCUGAACAGUACCUGGGUGUGAGUGAGAACAAACCCACAUUCAACAUCUUCCCCUUCUUCCAUUCCUACUCUUAUCAUUUGGGGUGAUGGGAAGAUACUCCUUUAAGGACUGAGCAGAUGCUGUGGGGUCCUGAGUUUGCUGAGAUGAUAAGAUGCCCACUCAUCUUCACAGUGUUGUGAUUCCUGAGAUACCCCAGCCCCUUGUUCUGGCCUCUGUGUUCAAUUUUUCUGUGGGUGGGAACAUGCAACCCUGGUCCCAACCCCAGGAGGAUCUUGGAGCCCCUCUGUGGAACCCACAUGUGGAGAAAGGGUUGAUAAUAACACAGUUCUUCAGAAUCUCUCCCUGACAAGGUGGUGUGCCUCACAGGAUGGAAAUCAUUGGCCUUAAAUGCUUUAGCCUCCCCUCUAACUCUGCAGUUACUUUGAAGCAUGUGGAUCCUUGUUUGGGGAGCUCGAGGGCCACAACUGGUCUGGAUAAACACAUGCCCAGUGGCCGAGGGGCUGUUGACAAGCUGUCCAGUUAUCAGAUGGGCCGGGUUGUGGAGCUGGGCGAGAGGCACUCUUGGUCCCUCCAGGAGAGUGUGCAGUUUGUUCUGCCCCUGUGGUGACCACUCCCACAGUAUCAUCGGGCUUGGCAUCAGCAGAGGCUGCUGUUGCCCUCAAGCAGCAGAACCAGCCGGGGCUAUGGGCGCAGGGAGAGGGCAUCACUUGGCAAUUUGCUGAAGGACAAUGGGGAUUAUUCUUUGUCCAAAUAGAAUUUCCCAUAGCUCAGUAAUUCUGGGAGACUCUUAGAAAACUGUAUUCAGGACUAAUUCACCCCUCCCACCUCCCAAAACAGAACAUUUAGAAGGGAGAUGCCUCCUUAAACUGGCAGCUCAUGGUGGUCAUUUUGGAAUAUUAGGUGACAAUUGUUGCUGUUUUCUCUUAUUCGUUUUUGGAUUGCAUGUUGUGUGGGUGGGUUACACCAUGUUCCACUUUGCAGAGAGAAGGAAAGCAGGCUGGAGGCCCCAUCUAACCCUAAGUAUCAUUCAAUGAUAGAACAGAAAUCUUCAGAAAAGCUCAUCUUAAUAUCUUCUUUCUGAUGAUUAGGAAACAAAUGGAGCAAAAUUUUAACAGUCAUAUGUGCGUGUCUAUGGACACUGUGUAGGAUGAACUGAGUUGUAAAUGGAUUUCUUUUCUCUUAAACACACAUGUACAAGUUGCUAUUCUCUUUUAAGCUCUUCUCAUGAACCCUUGUGUGAGCAUACGUGUGUUGGGGCCUGAGCUUUUAUCACUGAACAGCCUUUGAAGAAUAUGGAUACGAUUGUCACGUACCUUUGUUCAAUCCUCUUUCCCAUAACUAUUUUUGUGGCAACUAAGAGAACAGAGAUGAGAUUUGAUUUAAUUUUUUUUUUUUUUACUGAAUUCAAAAUAAAGCCAUUUUUAAAAGCAAAUACAGGAAAAUCUUUUCCUAUUAUUUUCCUUGUUAGCUUCUACAUUGUUUAAAUCAGGGAAACAGUGAAGUAUUGCUUUUUAGCAGCUGCAAAAUGGCUUAGUGUCCUCUACCUAUUUCCAUCACCUUGAAGAGCCUUAGCAAGGGAAUCUGAGACAUGACCCCUGAAAACAUCUGCCCCUGCUCUGGCUGCAAACUCAGUGCUUAAAUCUCUAUGACUUGUGGAGUUUGUCUACCAAAAAGAGGGGAGGAGGGUGGACAAGAAUCCAAAUUUUCCACAUAUUUAAUAUUCAAAUACCCUAUUGCUUUCCAGAUUCCCAAGUCUAGUAAAUAGUGAAGUAGUGUUUUUUAAAAAAAUGAACUAUGUUUCAGUCUGUGUUUGGAGAUAGUGCCCAUCUGUUUUAGAAACUAUAGAAUUCCUUUCUCCCAUUGUAACUCUUAUCUGCAAGGUAGCAUGCAUUUCCUUUCUGCAGACUUUGCCUGCUCUUCCCCCUGGGCUGAAGUUCUUUGUGCAGAUUUAGCUUAAGCUUGGACAAGAUCAUGUGUGAGGCUUGGUUCCCUGCUAUUAAAUGUGAUUGUGUCAGUAAUCACUUCGUAAAUCUCAAUGAAAAUGUAAGUACUCUUAAUAUGUGUAUUUGAAAUUCGUCCGACUAAUUCUGGAAUUACGGGAUUUAUUUUCAUCACCCUAUGCAUAAAUGUUUCAUGGGUUGUGGGGAGAGUAGGCUUGACCACUGCUCUGCUUCUUGGAGGUUGGACAAACGUGUGUGGAAUCUCGGGUCAGCCUUUAAGAAGUGACAGCUUUGUCUUCCUUCACACUUUCUGUUACCCACCUGUUCUAAUAAACACUGGAAUAUAUUUGCUGUGAGCUUGUUUUAAUAUAUUUCAUAACAACUCAAAAUAUGUGGCAGAACCUGCAUCUGUGGUCAUUAGAUUUAUCCGUUUUG